This is a messenger RNA of Serpula lacrymans var. lacrymans S7.9, 4040 nucleotides long. RefSeq names its product glycoside hydrolase family 5 protein. The record is from RefSeq and is a predicted model, not a curated record. NCBI's taxonomy places the organism in Eukaryota, Fungi, Basidiomycota, Agaricomycetes, Boletales, Serpulaceae. Gene Ontology annotation, molecular function: steryl-beta-glucosidase activity. Gene Ontology annotation, biological process: carbohydrate metabolic process; ergosteryl 3-beta-D-glucoside catabolic process. The coding region runs from base 696 to 3845 and encodes 1049 amino acids. The transcript has 7 exons.
CCGCCUCUUCCUUUCCUCCAUAACCCUGCUCAGAUGUUCUGUUGCCAGCGCUGACCUGAAAUCCACACAGACGAAAAGACCUCAAGUUGCUUUAUAUUGACCUUCGUGGUGACGGGCGCACGAUGCAGAGAACUCGCUGUUUGGACCCUCCUCACGUCGUGGCUCUGGUGCCCAAUUCGGUAUGCGCUGUCCUGGCGCAUUAAUGAAGUUGGCCUCGUGGACAUCUGAUACACUCACAGUCACGGACACCUUCCAUAUCUGCUGUGUGAUAUGGCGGCUCUCUGGUCAAGAACGUCGGAGGCUAUGGGACUGCGCGUACUGGAUGACGUUGUUUUUUGUGGCCUCGCACUAUCUUUCAAUAGCCUCUCUCAUCUCCGUUUGCUUGAGCAUUGUCUGCACUGGCCAACCAGGAUGACGACCAUGCGUUUCUUUCGAGGUGCGUAUUAUUCUCGUCGCGAUCACAUUGUCGCAGUGCUUCCGCCCUACUGGAUGUCCUGGAUGGCUUUGACCCCCAUCGCCACGUUCGUAUAGCGGAAUCCACACUUCCUACCAACCACCGCUUUGUUGGCAGCAAUGGUCGAAUAUUCUACAGGGUAUAAAAUCGAGGCUUUACUGGACGAGGAUAGCAUCGUUCUCUUCAACUCCCACUCCAGCUACACCCCCCACCCUUCAACCCUCUCCUCCGCGUCCCAGGCAUGUCGCAGCCCCCGUAUAACUGUGUUAGCCCCCAGCAAGUGAUGUUGAACCCGAAUGGCGCCGGUAGUCCUGGUCAUUAUGCAAGGUUGCAAAAUCCUCCCCAACAUCCUUCCCUUCAGGCUGCAGUCGAUCAGUCCGAGAUGCCAGACACUUUUUACUCUGUAAACGCAAUCAGGUUACGGCAUCUGCCUCGUUCAAAUUUCCACACCCCCAAGCAUCAGACCAUCCCUGGAAUUAUAUUCAGCUCGAGAGGUUAUCCAGGCAUUCGCGUCAAGGACAUUCUUUUAGGGCAGGGGCGUGCUAUUGUUGACAGUCCCCACGAUUUUAUUUUCAAGGGACAUGGAUGGCGCACAACGACUUUAAAUCUUAAUUAUCCUGGCUACAACGAUCCCUUUCCUUGGAGAAUCGACACCGUUGACUCAGCUACUAAGACUCUUAUGACUCGUUUUCAACUUGUAGAGAAACUCUGUAUCCUUAUUCGGGCUUUCUGUAGCCAAGCUAGUAUUUGGCGCUGGACCGCUGGCCAUAACGCCGUGUACCUUUUCGGCCAGCUCCGCAAUCUGAAGUACCUUUUACUCUAUAUGGGUCAAUGGAGAACCCUUUUGUUGCGCGGGGUCAAUCUUUCUGGUUCCUCGAAGGCGCCUGUUGGAAGACCAUCAUACAUCUAUGAAGGCUUCUGGGACAUUGCGGAACAGGGGGGCGAGAGUUUCGUUGGUCGUCCUCUCAACCUUGAGGAUGGCUCCGCAGAUGUGCAUUUAGCGCGUCUAAGAGGAUGGGGUUUUAAUAUCAUCAGGUUUCCUGUUACUUGGGAGGCACUAGAGCAUGAGGGACCAGGAAAAUACGAUUACAAGUUUAUGGACUACAUUGUGCAAGUCCUCCGAAAAUGCAAGGAAUACGGAUUCAAAGUAUAUAUGAACCCACACCAGGAUACUUGGUCACGCUUCUCAGGUGGUUCAGGCGCUCCCUACUGGACACUUCCUGCUUGUGGCAUGAAUCCACGUAACUUUACUGCGACGCAAGCUGCCAUCCUUCACUGUGAAUAUCCGGCCACGCAGAAUCGUGACCCAGCUUCGCUCCCCGCCAUGAUUUGGUCUACGAACUACGGACGAUUAGCCUCGCAGACUCUCUUUGCUCUGUUCUUUGCUGGUAACACAUUCGCACCCAAUUGCAUCAUUGACGAUGUCAAUAUCGAAGAGUAUCUCCAAUCUCACUUUACAGAGGCAUUUGGUCGUCUUGCGGACCAUAUCAAGGAAGCAGGGGACCUUUAUGAAGAAGUGGUUAUCGGAUGGGACAGUAUGAACGAACCCUAUGAAGGGUUCAUAGGAUAUGAGGAUCUAAACAAAGUCCCAAUCAAGCAGGGGUCGACUUUGAAGAAAGGUACAUUCCCCUCUCCAGCUCAGUCUUUAAGGCUGGGUAUGGGCGAGGCUCAGACCGUAGACAGCUGGACUUUUGGUUCUUUUGGCCCUAGAAAGAAUGGCACGGUCACAAUCGACCCCAAAGGCAUCAAAAUGUGGGCAGACCCUGAGACUGAACCAGAUGGAAAACACCCCGUAUGGGGUUGGACGCGCAGUCCCAAGUGGAAACUUGGAGAUUGUAUCUGGGCACAGCAUGGUGUUUGGGAUGUUGAAGCUGGCUAUGUUCUUCUUCCCGAAUACUUCCGUUUCCUCCCACCAGGACCAGAUGGUACAAGCUUGGAGGUGCAGUUCCUCCGCGACUUUUGGGAGCCACAAUUUAGGCGUUAUGCUGAGCGCAUCCGGAAGGCACACCCUGAAGCAAUCUUGUUCGUUCAGCCUCCCGUCUUCGCUCGCCCGCCUCCUGUGAAUGAAGAGUUGCUUCGUGGACGUUGCUGCUAUUCAACACACUACUAUGAUGGUCUUACUCUCAUAACGCGACACUGGAAUUGGUUCAAUGCUGAUGCACUUGGGCUUUUGCGUGGAAAGUAUUCUUCUACUUUGCAGGCUGUAAAGAUCGGCGAGGGUGCCAUUCGCAAGUCGCUUCAAGAGCAACUUGGCAUUUUGAAGUCGGACGCAUUGGAUCUCGGUGCAGGCAACUACCCUACGAUCAUCGGUGAGAUUGGCACGCCAUUUGAUAUGGAUGCCAAGCGUGCGUAUGGGUAUACGAAUAACGGACGGUACAAGGGAGACUUCUCGAGCCAGGAAAAAGCACUGGAUGCCAGUAUGAACGCAGCGGAUGGACCCAACGUUUUGAAUUGGACGCUAUGGACAUACUGUCCCGAUAACAGUCACGAGUGGGGAGACGGGUGGAAUAUGGAGGACCUCAGUCUGUGGAGUGGAGAUGACCUACGUGAGGCACAGACAAGCCCGCAGAUGCGGACUGGCCCUGGUUCUGAAUCCAGGGCGGCGUUACUAAGAGCGCGUUCGGCGACCAUGCUAGGGUCCAUGACACCUCCUGCUGCGUCUUCGUUGUCAUUGCAAACGCUGCCCACUACAAACGACCUCUUGGGUGAUGCUGGAUCUACUAGCAAAAUUUCCCCGUUCCAUUGGGAGAACGCACACGAUUUCUUGAUGGAUGGUGCAAGAGCUGCUCGCGCGUUUUGUCGACCGUGGCCCACUGCGGUCGUUGGCCUGCCAACAGAUAUCCAGUUCAAUAUCUCAAAGGCCUAUUUCAAGCUCACCGUUCGCGUGCGGGCUGAGGACGUACCUGUUCCCCACACCAGACACGACAAUGCGUCUACCCUGUCAGGCGACCAUGUACAGAAGGAUAGAGCACCCACUGAAAUUUACAUCCCGCUCAUUCAUUAUGCUCAUAACAAAAGCCUUGGUGACCUCGUGGAGCAGAGUGACUCGCCAGAGAGCAGUGACGUGUCGAGUGGAGCACUGACUCCUAUUGAAGACUCGCGCAACCCUUCAUCGUUGAACUUGUCGCUACCCUCUUCGCAUGCAUCGACCCUUGUGCCAGGUACCACACUGGACCUUGAAGUGACCGUCAGUGAGGGAAUAUGGGAUGUCGAAGGGCAGACGUUGAAAUGGUGGUACCAACCUCCCGAGCCAGGGGGAGCUGACAAGGAGCUGACUAUUGAGGUGAAGCGGGGCAGUGGACCCAUCAAAUUGAGUACUGAGCCGAGCAGUUGCCCGUCUUUGUUUGGUCUGGAUAGCUUGUGUCCGCCCGAGAUAUGUCGCAUCAUGUAAUGAAGUGGGGCUAUAUGGUUUUUCUAUUAUUCGUUGCUAUAAUAUCUAGUUUGUCGACUGUCUGUCUGUGGACAAUUAUGCAUUGUAAUUAUAUAUUCCAUCCAUGUUCGGUAACUCUAGCAUAACAUAAAGAACCGUAUACCUUCUAGAUAGACGACGAUAAAUAUUCAGGAGCUGGAUCUUUCAUGUUCAAAA